This is a messenger RNA of Rhodotorula toruloides NP11, 1131 nucleotides long. Its product is annotated as NAD dependent oxidoreductase. The coding region runs from base 1 to 1131 and encodes 376 amino acids. Gene Ontology annotation, cellular component: cytoplasm. Lineage: Eukaryota; Fungi; Basidiomycota; Microbotryomycetes; Sporidiobolales; Sporidiobolaceae. The record is from RefSeq and is a predicted model, not a curated record. Gene Ontology annotation, molecular function: oxidoreductase activity; nucleotide binding. Gene Ontology annotation, biological process: NADPH regeneration. The transcript has 3 exons.
AUGGCUCAACAACCUCGCCGGAUCGCGCUGCUGGGCGCAGGUGGCUUUGCUCGGGAUGCUCACCUCCCCGCUAUCGCAGCGACCCCAAUCCUUCACCUCGUCGCAGUGUACUCUCGCUCGCUCUCGUCCGCCCAAUCCCUCGUCUCCGGCGCAGCCAAGCACACCUCGACAGCACACCAGCUCGACGUCUACUCGGACGACCAGGACGCCAAACAAAACCUCGACGCCCUCCUCGCCCGUUCAGACAUCGACACCGUCGCUCUCGCCCUUCCCAUUCCCCUUCAACCAGCCAUCGUCGAAAAGUGCUUGCGUGCGGGCAAGUCGGUCAUCUCCGAGAAACCGACGACGCCGUCCGUCGCCGAGUCGAAGCGUCUGAUCAAGCUGUACGAGGACGAGUUCAAGCCGAAAGGAUUGCGGUGGAUCGUUGCGGAGCAGUUCCCGUACACGGCGAGCUUCAACAAGGCGAUGGAGGUUAUCCGGGACGGCAAGAUUGGCGAGCUGAGGACGUUCGACGUCGAUGUCUUCAUCCAGCCGAGUCUCGCGGCGGGCGCGACAAACUGGCGACGCGAGCCAGAGUACCAGGGCGGCUUCAUCCUCGACGGCGGCGUCCACUUUGCCGCCGGUCUCCGGCAUAUGCUCCCCUCGCCCAUCGCAACCAUCUUCGCCCGCUCCUACCAGUUCCAGCCGCACCUCCCACCCGUCGACACCCUCCAAGGCCUCGUCACUCUCGAAUCCGGCAUCUCGGGUCACUUUACCUUCUCCUUCGGCGUCGAGCAGCCUUCCUCGAAGCGCCAAUACACCUUCCGCGGCUCAAAGGGUGUCUUGACCGUCGACUUUUCGGACCGGCGCACGCACGUCGUACGACUCAGCACCGUCGUACCGAACGCAGAGGCAGACGAGCCGCCUCACGAGUUGACGAUCGAGUUGCCGGCCGAGGGCGUCGACGCCGAGUUUGACGCGUUUGGCGAGGCGUUGCUUGCGGGACCGGAGAGCGCAGAGAUGCGGAGCGUCGAGGAGCGGAGCGGGCCGAGGGCGACGUUGCGGGAUGUGGCUUUCAUCGAGGGAGGGUUGCUGAGCGCGAAGGAGCGGCGGGAAGUCGAGCUGAAGGAGCUCGUCGCUCUCGACUUGUAG